CAAAUAUCUACCAUCAACAAAAAAGAAACAGAAUUUAUUUUGUUAUUUUAAAUAGAAAGCUUAUUAUUUAUAGCUUGCAAUGGCCGCAAAUAUUGCUGCAGCAGCUGCUGCUGCUCAAGAAGUGGACCCGGUGCUGAAAAAAGCCGUCAAAUUGCUGCACUCGAGCAAUCCAAGCUCCGCUGCUGAACUUCGCCUGUUGCUGGAUGAGGCGCUUAAAUUGCGAUUUGGUCCGGAGAAGAUGAUAUCGAAGAACAUGAGCCAGCGCAUGAUGGACGACGAGGCCAAUUUUCCGGGACGUGCGACACCGCAACCGCCGGCACAGACGAUGGCAACCGAUGAGAUUAUCAAUCUGACCAACUCGCCGGAUAAAGUGCCCUCGGAUUCACCCGACACCAUUGCGGAUUCAGAUGAUGGUGUUGUCAACACCGGCGACACUGGCGACUUUGGGGACUUGAAUUGCUGCGUUUGUGGUGAAAUUGUAUUUACAGCCACCAAUCGACUAAUCGAGUGCUCAAACUGUGGUGCUCUGUACCACCAGGAGUGUCAUAAGCCUCCCAUUACCAACGAGGAGGCAGCCGACGAUCAGGAGCACAUUUGGCAAUGUGACACUUGCUGCAGCAAACCCUCGACCAGCCGGGCAGCUGCUAGUACAGCCAUAUCCACACCCACUGUUGUUAUUCCCGACGAUCCCAUGCCACUGGCCAGUAAAACCAAAUCAUCGGUGCCCUCGUCGCGUUCAUCUACCUCCUCUAAUUCCUCGUCACCCUUCUACAAGCCGGAGGCGAGCAGCUCGACAAAUGCAAGCAGCAGUAGCAGUAGCAAACAUGGACACAAGUCAUCCUCCUCCUCAUCCUCGAAGUCGCACAAGGAGGAGCGAGCAACAAAGUCUGUGGCACCCGCACUGAGUGCCAUCAGCGCUCCAGAGAAGCACAGCAGCGGCACCUCCUCCUCUUCCCGACGCGGCAGCUCGAAUGCUAAAUCCAGUUCCAGUAAAAGCAAGCAUCACGAGAGCAGCGGCAGCAAACGCAGAAACAAAUAAUGAUGAUGAUUCUUAAAUGUAAAUCUAUUAAUUUGUAGAAAUAUAACAAUAAGUAUGAAAAAUAUUCGUUUAUUCUGUAUCAAUAAUCAAAAACAUUGAACCAAUUUUUGUUUAACUAAUAUAAAUGAGUUAAAUGAAUCA
This is a messenger RNA of Drosophila innubila, 1180 nucleotides long. RefSeq names its product integrator complex subunit 12 (gene IntS12). Gene Ontology annotation, biological process: snRNA 3'-end processing. The coding region runs from base 80 to 1039 and encodes 319 amino acids. The record is from RefSeq and is a predicted model, not a curated record. NCBI's taxonomy places the organism in Eukaryota, Metazoa, Arthropoda, Insecta, Diptera, Drosophilidae. The transcript has a single exon. Gene Ontology annotation, cellular component: integrator complex.